This is a messenger RNA of Eimeria tenella, 2283 nucleotides long. RefSeq lists its product as uncharacterized. The coding region runs from base 1 to 2283 and encodes 760 amino acids. The transcript is spliced from 6 exons. Lineage: Eukaryota; Apicomplexa; Conoidasida; Eucoccidiorida; Eimeriidae. The record is from RefSeq and is a predicted model, not a curated record.
AUGGUCGUAUUCACUUCUGGAACCACCAACGACCCCAAAGGUGCUCGGCUUUCUUACGGGAACCUGUUGACUGCGGCGCGUUGCGUGUGGGACGCGUUGGGGGUUUUGGAAGAAGAGGAAAAACAAGAAACAAAAAAGGAAAUAAAAAAAGAAAUAAAAAAAGAAAUAAAAAAAGAAAAUAAAAAAGAAAAUAAAAAAGACCUUUUUCUUUUUCUUGUAAACCCUUUUCACCACAUAAACUCUUCCGUCUUCUUCGAAGCAGCUUUGCUGCGCUGCAGCAGCUCAGUGCACCUUUUGAGCAGAUACCGCACCACCUACUGGAAAGUGCUGUGCGUUGCUUGUAAAGAUGCUGCUGCUACUUCUGCUGCUGCUGCUGCUGCUGCUGCUCUUCCCCCGGCCACUACAGCAGCAGCAACUGGCGCCGCGGCUGCCGCUGCUGCUCGUGAAGCAGCAGCAGCAGCAGCACCAGCAGAAGCCGCACCAUCACCGCCCGCAGCAGCAGCAGCAGCAGCAGCAGCAGGAAGCAGCAGGUGCCGCGUGGUGGCUCCCCUUGUGUCUCGCCACAUAGACUUUUUGUGGAACUUGCACUUGGAGGGAAAGCUGGAAAAAGAAAAUAUAAUAAAUGAAAUAAAAGAAAAAGAAAAAGAAGUGAAUUUAAUUCUGCUGCUCGGCUCCGCGCCUGUGGGGCCCUCCAGUGUUGCUUCGGUCCCUUAUUGGAUGUCAGAUGAGGAGCAGCUGGAGGCGAUGCGGCGGGGGUGGCAAGGAACAGCAGCAGCAGCAGCAGCAGCAGCAAAAGGCACAACAGCAGCAGCAGCAGCAGCAGCAGCAGGGGAGUGUGAGACACGGGAAGGGACCUUGGAGACAUUUGACGAGACAAAUGGAAGCAAGAAGAGCAGCAGCAGCACCGGCUUCAGCGAAGCUGGAAAAGACGCAGAGACAACUGCAGCAGCAGCAGCAGCAGCAGCAGCAGCAGCAGCAGCAGCAGCAGACACAGAAGGACUGGGGGAGCGGCAGUCAGAUGAAACUGCAGCCGGAGAAGUGAACAAUAAAGUUAAAAUGAUUAAUCAAAUUCAAACAAAAAAACAAAAUCAAGAAAAUAAAAUUGGAUUCUUCAUCGGCCGCCCGCACAAAGGCCUCACGGAAAUGCGAGUUGUUAAAAGCACCAAAAAGGGGGAAGAAGGCUACAUGCAAGACUGCGAAGAGGGGGAGUGCGGCUACCUGAUCUGCAGGGGGGGCAACGUACUGUUGGGUUAUUUGAACCCUCUGGAGUCCAGAAAAAAGAAAAUGGAGUUCAAAAAUGGAAAUAAAAUCGAAAAUGAGCUUCAAAACGGUGUAAUUACACCCGAAAAGUGGUACUUGGGGUUCGGAGAUGUCGGGUUUUUUCUGAAAAACCCCAAAGACGGCGGCCGGGACUUCUACUGGGUGACGCGCACUGCAGAUCUCCUCAUUAAGGGCGGAGUUAACUAUUCUUGUUCGCAAAUUAAUUCCGUUUUAUUUGAAUUUUUGAUUAAAAGUUUCAAUUUGAGCGAAAAAAUUCAAAAAAGAAUUCAAAUUGCAGCCGUCGGCGUCAAGUGGCGCAGCGAACACGACGACGACAACUGCGUCACCGUCGAGUUUGCAGAUUCCGACUUUGAAACUUCGGAAAAAGAAAAGCAAUUUGAAUCGAAAAAGGGAAACUCAGAAAAAGAAAAGGAAUUUGAAAAAGAAAAUGGAUCAAAACGCGAAAAAGAGACGCAAAAAGACCCCGAAAUGAGCCCGGAAACCGAAUUUCAAGAAGUGGAAUUCAAGUUCGAAGAGGAAGCAGCGGGAAAGCAAAAGAAAGAAUCCAAAGAUGAACAGGAAUUCCAAUAUGAAAAAGAAUUUAAAAAUGAAAAAGAAUUAAAUAAUAAAAAGGAAUUAAAUAAAAAGGAAUUAAAAGAGGAAAAAGAACUAAAAAGAGGAACUGGAAAGGAAGGUGAAGUUGCAAAGGAAAUGGAACUUCUGAAUCGGCAGCAGCAGCAGCAAAAAGCCUCGGAUUUGACUGGAAUAAAGGAAGAAUUAAAAGAAUUAAAUGAAUUUAAUGAAAUUAAAAAAGAAAUUAAAUCAAAAUUCCUCGAAAAAGCAAAAGAAAGCAAAGAAAUUCAAAAAGGAUUCAAACCCGACUUCGUCCGAUUUGCAAAAAUCCCCAGAACCUUCAAAGGCAGCGUCGACUUCAAAAAACUAAAAGAAGAAUUUUUAAUUCAUUUAAAACAAAACGAAGUCAAAUCCAAAAGACAAAACUUCGUUUCAGAUGCAAUUGCAUAA